CCCGAAUCCUCGGACUUGGGGAUCUCGGAUUGGGCGGUAUGGGUAUUCCCCUCGGCAAACUCUCCCUCUAUACCGCAUGUGCGGGUAUCGACCCCCAAUUUACCAUCGGUAUCCAAAUCGACCUCGGUACUAAUAAUGAGGAGUUGCUGAAUAACCCCCUCUACCUUGGUCUCCGCCAAGAACGUCCAGCAAAGGAAGUCGCGACUGCGUUCAUGGACGAAGUUAUGCAAGCACUCCAUGCACGAUUCCCUGCUAUGGUUAUCCAAUUCGAGGACUUCAUCGCUGACCGCGCCUUCGAAUACCUGGACCGGUACCGUGACCAGUACGCUUCCUUCAACGACGAUAUCCAGGGAACUGGGGCCGUUGUUGUUGCGGGUGUCAAGCGCGCCGCCGAGAUUUCGGGCGUGAAGCCUCAGGACCAGCGUAUCGUCUUCUUCGGUGCCGGAUCCGCAGGUGUCGGUGUCGCGAAGAUGAUCGCGCAAUGGAUCCAGUUCGACGGUGGCUUGACUGAGGAAGAAGCCCGUCGUCGCGUCUGGCUCGUGGACUCGAAGGGUCUCGUGGCGCAUGACCGUGGUGACAACCUCGCUGAACACAAGCUCUACUUUGCCCGCGACGACAACAACGGACAGAACCCCCGAACCUUGGAUGAAGUCUUGGAAUUUGUGAAACCCACAGCACUCCUCGGACUCUCGACCAUUGGUGGCGCGUUCACCCCCUCAAUUCUCAAACGCAUGGGCGAGCUCAACGAAAGACCCGUCGUAUUCCCCCUCUCCAACCCCUCUCACUGCUCCGAAUGUACCUACUCUGAAGCCCUGAACGCAACAGGUGGCCGCGUCGUCUUCGCCUCCGGUUCCCCAUUCGCCGCGCAAGACUACGACGGCACAAGACGCCAACCAGGACAAGGAAACAACAUGUAUGUCUUCCCCGGUAUCGGACUCGGCGCAAUCCUCUCCAAGGCCUCCCGGAUAACCGAAACCAUGAUCUAUGCCUCCGCCGAAUCCCUCGCGUCAUCCCUAAGCGAAGACGAACAGUCCAGAGGACUCGUUUAUCCCGAGCUGAGCAGGAUUAGGGAGAUUAGUGCGAUUGUUGCCGCGGGAGUUAUUAAGAAGGCGGUUGAGGAGGGCGUUUGUGAGAGUGAGGAGUGUAGGAAGUUGGCGGGAGAUGAGGAGGGACUGUUGGAGUUUGUUAGGGAGAGUAUGUGGGAUGCGUUUUCGGCUUAGGGGAGAGUAUGAUUAGAGAUACCCGUCAAAAACAUGAUACCCCGGUCUCGAGGGAGGCUGCCUGAUCUUAGCUACCUAUAAUCCAUGGUUGAACAUGAAC
Molecule: messenger RNA, 1320 nt
Organism: Saitoella complicata NRRL Y-17804
Lineage: Eukaryota; Fungi; Ascomycota; Saitoellomycetes; Saitoellales; Saitoellaceae
Exons: 1
Coding region: 39-1220 (393 amino acids)
Biological process (GO): pyruvate metabolic process; malate metabolic process
Cellular component (GO): mitochondrion
Molecular function (GO): malate dehydrogenase (decarboxylating) (NAD+) activity; NAD binding
Source: RefSeq, a predicted model, not a curated record